AUGUCUGAGAGUGAUUACGAUUCAGCGAACGAGUAUACAAGCCUGAUGGACGGUCACGUCGCGGAGUCUCGCACGGACGACUUGAUCCUGGGCAACGAUCGUCGGAAGGGCCGUUCUAGGAGUCUCAAUGAUGUGGAAAAUGGGAUUCCUGGGGUGCAGAUUGAAGCACCAGGUACAACCGUCAGUCGACUGAACAGACGAGGCACAUCCGGUAACAAUAAUCAAGGUAUACUAAGGCAUUACAGAGACGAGGAAGAGGAAGAUUUGAAAUAUGGUGCGGCGCAUGUGAUCAAGCUUUUUGUCCCUGUUUCGCUGUGUAUGUUAGUUGUGGUGGCAACUAUUAGCUCAGUGAACUUCUAUACAACUAAGGGAAUGUACUUAGUAUACACUCCGUUUCAUGAGGAUAGCUCGGACACGAGUACCAAAGUUUGGCAGGCGUUCGCCAACUCACUGAUUCUCAUGAGCGUUAUUGUAUUUAUGACUGUGAUACUUAUCAUUCUUUAUAAAUACAGAUUUUAUAAAGUCAUACAUGGCUGGCUAAUUAUAAGUUCUCUUCUCUUGCUUUCAAUGUUCUCUGCCUUAUAUUGCGAGCAAGUAUUGAAAGCUUAUAAUAUUCCAAUGGAUCUAUUCACGUUAGGUAUAGGUUUAUGGAAUUUUGGCGUAGUUGGAAUGAUUUGUAUUCAUUGGCAAGGGCCAUUGCAACUUCAACAGGCAUAUCUGAUCUUUAUUUCUGCUUUGAUGGCACUCGUUUUUAUUAAAUAUUUACCUGAGUGGACAGCAUGGGUUGUCCUCGGUGUUAUAAGUAUUUGGGAUCUGAUCGCGGUUUUAACACCAAAAGGACCGCUAAGAAUACUCGUCGAAACAGCACAGGAACGAAAUGAAUCUAUUUUUCCUGCACUAAUAUAUUCUUCCACUGUGUUGUACUCGUUUACCGUAACUUACGCUGGAUAUGUACAAGCAGCUACUAUGGCCUCUGGAGACACAGCGGCGUCUCCUACGCGUGGCCAAGCAGACAAUCAAAAUAAUCAAGCAUCAGGCGAUGCAGAAGAAGGAGGUUUCACUCCUGAAUGGGUAGAAACACACGACGAACGUAGCGCGAGGCGCGCCCAAGAAGUGCGCGAGAACUCGUCUUCAUUAAGUGAAAGCACGAGACAACAAGACAGUCGCCCGCGGGAAUCGCAAGGGCAACCUGCAGUUGCCGAGGAAGAGCGUGGAGUUAAGUUAGGUCUCGGAGAUUUCAUAUUUUAUAGCGUGCUCGUUGGAAAAGCAUCUAGCUAUGGAGACUGGAAUACUACAUUGGCUUGUUUCGUUGCUAUUCUUAUUGGCCUCUGUUUGACGUUGCUGUUGCUGGCCAUAUUCAAGAAAGCGUUGCCCGCGUUACCGAUUUCUAUCACAUUCGGUCUGACGUUUUAUUUUGCCACGAGAGUGAUUGUCGCGCCGUUUGCCGAUAGUUUAGCGAGCGAACAAGUUUUCAUUUAAAUUGAGGUAUGAUAAAUUAUCCUAUUAUUUAGUAUUGCAAAAAUUUAUUGCAAAAAAAUUGACUAAGGGGGGACUCAUUUUUUUCCAUUUUUUUCAAGAUCUUUGUUUUUUUUUUUGAAUUUGUUUAUAUGACUCUUUCUGAUCUAAAAAAAUCAAGACGAAGAGUACCUACAUUUUUAGACAUUUGUCAGAGAAUUGUAUUAAGGUAUAUCAAGUAUGAAUGUGUAUAUGUACGCAUUUGAGUGUGAAUAUGUAAGUGUGAAUGUCGUAAAAUGCUCAGAAAAGGAAAAUAAUAAUUUAAAUUUUUAAUAUAGCAAGAAUAGAACAUAGAAUGCUAGAGGAUGUAAUUACUUAGUAUUUUUCUAUGCGAAGCGAGUUUAUGAAAACGCGCCUCGUUGUGGAAACAGGCGGUACAUUUCAUCGCGGCGACAUGUGAUACACAAAGCGGAAGAAUGCGCUGCAUUAUAACAAUUUAUUGUACUCCAUUGUUACAUUUAUGGAACAUAGGUCUCGUAGAUUCAUGUAUAAAAAAAGCGGAUAACUACGAGAUGAUCGCAGUGAAUCGUAUGAAACGUGAGGUAAUGUCUGUUCGAAUAUAAGUAAUAACUGCCUCGAUUAUACACAUCUCGAUUAGUAUGCGGUAUGCGCCUCUGAAUAGUAUCGUUGCUCUAGAACGUCGAGUUCGCUAAUUAGUUUAUUAAUUAUUAGCCAGGAUGAAUCUGUGGGGUUUUCUCGAAGUCCAGGUUACACACAGCCAUGGAAUAAAUACUUUUUUUUAUCGUACUACUGAAAAGCAUAUUUACUGUACUUGGCGUUUAGUGUUUUUUUUAUAUAGAUUUUAUUUUAAUAUAUUACUAAAUAUAGCGUUUUCUCGAAGCUGGAAGUGUUAUUUUUUUAUUUCUCAUCGCAUUUCUGAUGUUCGUUGACAGUAAAAUGCGAAAUGCCCUGGCUAUGUGAUGAGUAAGCAGAUUUAUAUUAUCUCAAAGACUUCUGCACCACGCCAAUAAGAAGCUUUUCAGAAAAUUUCAAUACUUGAAUCAUACUGCUUGAUCUGAUCAUACAUCGUCAUUCAUAGCAACACGGUGAUACUUCCCAAAAUCGAUAAUCAUUGUGUGAUCAACUUUGGUUUAGUAUUUAAUAAAUUCAAAUAAAUGCUAAUAACUGCAUAACAACUCCAACUUUAACAGUGGUUUGUUAAUUCCUUGCAUAUACGUUCAUACGUUCAUACACGCGCAUGCGCACACGCAUCAUAGACAGGAUACUAAUAAAUAUUUUACCGUUACUUUAAAUAUUAUUAAGUAUUAUUAUUAGUAAAGGCCACAGUAAGAAUAAAGAAUUCACGAGAUACGUAAAUAUCCUCUUUUAAAGUUACAAUUCAAAAAAUUGUCUCGAAACAAAGAGUACACUGCAUUAAAAACAUUUUAACAC
This is a messenger RNA of Pogonomyrmex barbatus (red harvester ant), 2907 nucleotides long. It is a transcript of the gene Psn, whose product is annotated as presenilin. Lineage: Eukaryota; Metazoa; Arthropoda; Insecta; Hymenoptera; Formicidae. The record is from RefSeq and is a predicted model, not a curated record. Gene Ontology annotation, cellular component: gamma-secretase complex; membrane. Gene Ontology annotation, molecular function: aspartic endopeptidase activity, intramembrane cleaving. Gene Ontology annotation, biological process: calcium ion homeostasis; membrane protein ectodomain proteolysis; amyloid-beta formation.